AUGACCACGACCAGUGAUACCAAGACGCCCACCGCGGCGACAACAGCAGCAGCCGGCAGCAGCGCCGCCGCCCUACACCUAGCUCUGCCAGGCAGCAAGCCAGCGACGCCAUCGGGAACCAGCACGCCAACUCGCGCCUCGCGCAGCAACUCGGCCGUCGGCUCGUCGCCCAACAAGGCGCGCUUGCCCUCCCUCAAGCAGCUCUCUGACCGCUUAAGCACGCUGUCCGCGGCGCCACCAGCGGCCGACAAGUCGACCACCGCAGCGCUCAGCGAAAUCACCACCAACGUUCCCGUUCCGGCUCCGGCGGCCAGCCCGUCCUCGACGCCGUCGCGCCUCAAGCUGCCAGCGAGCGCAAUCUCGCGCGCCCACCUCACCACCGGCGCGUCAUCUGUGCGCAGCGACGACGCGGCACGGGCCAGCUCGCCCGAGGGCAGCGUGCGCUCCGAUAAGGGCAAGGAUGUGGCGUCGUCGGCGCCUCCUUCAGACAGUGAGGGCAAGGACAAGGACAAGGACGCGGCCGAUAUCGGCGAGGUGCGCCUGCGUGUUGGCCGUGGUCUCGGUGUCGGGCUUCCUGGCGCCGCGACCGCGACUGCGCCAGAGACGCCGGUGAAGAAGGACGCCGGGGGCAGUGCUGUGCCCACUACGAUCGUGACGGUCGCGACGCCAGACAAGGGCAGCGGCGGUGCGAGUGCAGAGGGGUCGAGCAACGCCAAGCUAGGCAGCGCCGCGCCGUCCGCAGCUGCGAUUCAGGCUGUUCGCGAGCGUGGAGAGCUUCCUCUGGCCCAUACAUGGACGCUCAAGUAUGACUCCAAGACGUACAAGCCCGACCCUGCUACUUUGCCCAAGGGCGGCGAGGUCUUGAACGAGUGGGAGGCGACACUGCUCAAUGUCGGGACGGUCGACUCGGUGCAGGGCUUUGCGCGUCUCAUGAACAAUAUCCGCCUGCCAGGCAAGCUGCCCAAGGGCGCAAACUACCACCUGUUCAAGGAUGGUAUCCGCCCGAUGUGGGAAGAUCCCGCCAAUCUCGACGGCGGCAAGUGGGUUCUUCUGUUCCGCAACAACCCCGUUGCGUUUGACGCGGCCUGGGCGAAUCUGGUCAUGGGUCUCGUGGGCGAGAUCACCGAUGCCGAUGACCAGGUCUGUGGCAUUGUCGCGUCUGCCAGGCCAAAGCUCGACCGUAUCCAGGUGUGGACGCGAGGUCGCGAGGACGCCGUGGCUAUCAACGCCCUUGGCGCACGUAUCCUCGAGACGAUGGCUCUUGAUCCCCGUGAGCAGGAGGCCGUGUCAAUGGAGUUCCAGUUCAACGCAAAGGACACGACCCCCGCUGGCGGCAAGUUUAUGCGUAUCCUCUCGUCGCAGCGUUCGUUUACGACGGCGCCCACGAGCACUGAGAGCCGCCCCCGUUCGGCUCGCGUCCCAAGUUCGCCGCUUGCGACCCCGGGCGGAUUCAGCAACAUGGGCCCGCCUCCCGUUCCGCCGCUUCCGCUUCCAGGCUCGCCGUCUCAGCAGGCGACGCCGAUGCGCCGUACGGGGUCGGCCGCUAGCGGUGGUGUCGGCGGUAACCCGUUUGCUGGUCCGAUGGGAGCUGCUGUCAACACGCCGCGCCGUCUGGUCAGCACGCCUGCGCUCGAUAGUUAUCCUUCGUCUCCCCGCCCGGGAGCGUAG
Molecule: messenger RNA, 1668 nt
Organism: Vanrija pseudolonga
Lineage: Eukaryota; Fungi; Basidiomycota; Tremellomycetes; Trichosporonales; Trichosporonaceae
Gene: eif4e
Product: Eukaryotic translation initiation factor 4E
Exons: 5
Coding region: 1-1668 (555 amino acids)
Biological process (GO): translational initiation
Cellular component (GO): eukaryotic translation initiation factor 4F complex
Molecular function (GO): RNA 7-methylguanosine cap binding; translation initiation factor activity
Source: RefSeq, a predicted model, not a curated record